This is a messenger RNA of Adineta ricciae, 702 nucleotides long. Lineage: Eukaryota; Metazoa; Rotifera; Eurotatoria; Adinetida; Adinetidae. The record is from the annotation of a GenBank genome assembly.
AUGGCUUAUAUAAAUCGUAAUAUUGACAACGCAAGUCAGUUAAAGUUCUGGCCAGGGAUUGUUUUCUCCUCUCCGCUCGAGCAAUAUGUCAAGGACUUGGCUGACGUCCACGGAGUUCAUCCAGAUUCUCUUGCCAUUAUUCUGAUUAAUUGUGUCGCAGCAACGUUGGAGUUUUCGUAUGUUCUUCGUGCGAACCGUAGCGACAACAUGAUUUCCACAAAUUUAUUUAAUCUAAUCGUGGCACGUUCGUCUUAUGGAAAAUCUGAAUUAACAAAAAUUCUACGAAAUAUGUUGAAGGUGGUAGUUGCACAUCGACAGAAUAAAUUUCGAAAAGCUGAUCAGAUUGUAACAGGCCAGAACGUCAAUGCCACCUUGGAUGAAACGUCUAAAGCGGGCUUAUUAGCUGCUCUUGAUGACUGCUGUCGAACAAUUGUUUGCGACGAAGCCGAUCUGACGUUUGCAGACAUCGGUUUAUUUUAUUUAAUAAACAUUGGCCGAGCUCAACCGGAUAUGAACUGCCGAACCCUUGUUUUAACACUGUUCGACCAAACCACCGAGGCAUAUGUACGACAGUUACAAGGCAAAACAAUUUCAGUAAAUCGUUCCAAAUUAAAUAUUCUAGUACGUUUACAUCGAUGACGAUAACAGGAACAUUGAUUCUCUUCAUUAUAGGGCUGUUCUACUGGAGAACUGGUUUCCAAC